UUUCCCGCCAAAACCCACAUUGCCUCUCUUUCUCUCUCAAUUAAAUCAAACAACAAAGAAAUCUGGAAAAUCCAACAAAACCCAAAUCCAAGUUUCCGUCGAUCCGCACGCAGAGCCAUGAAGAUCCGAACUUUGAAGCUCCGAGAGGCCCACAAGCCCACGAGCAGCGGCGGGGGGCCGUCGUACUGCUCGGUGCUGUGGGACCAGCAGGCCUACCACGUCGUGACGGCCUCCUCCUCCGACCCCACAAUCGCCAUCCACGACUCUCUUAUUCUGUCCAGCCCUCCCAAGCUCCUCCGCCACCACCGCGACGGCGUCACGGCUCUCGCUCUCAGCCCCAACUCCACCUGCCUCGCCUCCGGCUCCGUCGACCACUCCGUCAAGCUCUACAAGUUUCCAGGUGGAGAAUUUCAGACAAAUAUAACCCGAUUCACGCUGCCAAUACGUACCCUGGCGUUUAACAAAUCCGGGACACUGUUGGCAGCUGCUGGUGAUGAUGAAGGCAUUAAGCUUAUUAACACAGUUGAUGGUUCAAUUUCAAGAGUUCUUAAAGGACACAAAGGACCAGUGACAGGUUUAGGUUUCGAUCCCCACAGCGAAUAUUUGGCCUCUAUUGAUUCAACUGGGGCUGUUAUAUACUGGGAACUUUCAUCUGGAACCACCUUGCAUACCCUUAAAGGGGUAGCUCCUAACUCGGGUUUCGAUCAUUCCAUAAUGAAUGUACUUAGCUGGAGUCCUGAUGGAGACAAGUUAGCCGUGCCAGGGUUGAGAAAUGAUGUGGUGGUUUAUGAUAGAGACACAGCUGAAAAGCUGUUUUCGUUGAGAGGUGAUCACACACAGCCUAUUUGUUCCUUGGCUUGGUCACCUAACGGAAAAUACAUGGCUACUUCUGGUUUGGAUAAGCAGGUUCUCAUCUGGGAUGUUGAUCGGAAGCAGGACAUUGACAGGCAGAACUUUGAAGAGAGGAUAUGUUGCUUGGGGUGGAAGCCCAUUGGCAAUGCACUGGCUGUUAUUGAUUGUAUGGGAAAGUAUGGUGUGUGGGAUUCAGUGACUCCUUCAUCAAUGAAGUCGCCCACUGAAGAUGUUCCCAAUCUACAAUCUAAGAACAGCAAUGGGCUGCUUUUGUUUGACGAAGAGGAGGGUCAGGAGCUUAGCACUUCUGGUAGUUUAAGUGAUGUUGGUGAAGAUAGUCUUGGGGAAUCCAAACCGCCUAGCAGGAAGAGGCCACACAAGCACUCUGCAUAUGAGGAUGAUUUGGAAGAGGAUGGUUUUGAUGGCUUUAGGUUGAUACCAAAUGUUGAGUUGGAGUCCCGAAAAACGCGUCGUAAACACAGUGAAAGUGUUGAUAAUGAGAAUGAGGGAGCAAGCAGCAAAGUGACAUCGAUUAGAUCAAAAAUGCAGGUGGCAUUCCAGCCUGGUGCUACUCCUUUGCAGCCUGGAAAAAGGCGCUUUCUGUGCUAUAACAUGCUUGGAGCCAUAACUACAAUUGAACAUGACGGAUUCUCCCAUAUUGAGAUAGAUUUUCAUGAUACAAGUCGCGGUCCAAGAGUUCCAUCAAUGAAUGAUCAUUUUGGUUUCACAAUGGCUUCACUUAAUGAGAAUGGAAGCGUUUUUGCAAAUCCCUGCAAGGGAGAAAAGCACAUGAGUACUCUCAUGUAUCACCCAUUCAGUAGUUGGGCAAAUAAUAGUGAGUGGUCUAUGCGAUUGGAGGGGGAAGAAGUGAAGGUUGUGGCACUUGGCACAUCUUGGGUGGCAGCAAUUACGAGUCUUAACUUCCUUCGCAUCUUCACUGAAAGUGGUUUGCAGAAACAUGUUGUCUCCCUUGAUGGACCUGUCGUGACCGCAUCAGGCUUCAAGGAUGAACUUGCGAUUGUCACUCAUGCUUCCAAUUGUCUUCCUUCAAAUGAACAGAUGCUUGAAUUUAGAGUACUCAACGUAACUAAUGGAAGCCAGCCUCUUAGAGGACGGUUGCCUUUGACUCCUGGUUCACAUCUAACAUGGUUCGGGUUUAGUGAAGAAGGGCAAUUAAGCUCCUACGAUUCCAAGGGCGUGCUAAGAGUUUUUACAAGGCAAUAUGGUGGCAGUUGGCUCCCACUCUUCAGUGCUAGCAAAGAGAAGAAGUCAGGCGAAAACUAUUGGGUGGUUGGGCUGAAUGCAAGCAAAUUGUUUUGCAUAGUUUGCAAAAGUCCUGACUUGUACCCGCAGGUGAUGCCGAAACCAGUCCUCACUCCGCUAAAUUUUUUGUUCCCUCUAGCAUCCUCUGAUCUAGGGGCAGAAACCCUUGAAAAUGAGUUUAUACUCAACAACACGCACCUCGCACAGAUUCAAAAGAAAAUAGAAGAACUGGAUGCUGUCGGUUUGGACACCACUUCACUUGACGAUGAAGCUUUCAAUACAGAAGCAGCUCAAGACAGAUGCAUCUUAAAGCUUAUUGCAUCCUGCUGCAACGGAGAUAAGCUUGUGAGAGCAACUGAACUCGUGAAGCUUCUGUCCCUCGAAAAAUCAGUGAGGGGUGCAAUCAAGCUUGUCACUGUUCUGAAGCUCCCUAACUUGGCUGAAAGGUUCAACAGCAUUUUGGAGGAAAGGCUGCUCAACGAGAGUAAAAGAGCUGUGGAAAUCACCUUCCCUACCUCAAACCACAACGCAUCUUUCAUCACGGAUGACAUUGCAGCCGCAAAGAAAACAACCUCUACCGAGCCAAGUAAGUUGUCAGGAAACGACAUUCCACUAUCAACGCCAAAAUUGUCGGCUCCUUUGUUUACGAAGAAAGCCAAAACACAAGAACCUAAAGUUGGAACAGAGAAAACAGACGAAAAACUGGCGGAGGAUGAUGUUGGGAAGGUAAAAACGACAGAGGCGAAGAAUGCUACACAGGUGAGCAACAAUGCCGGAGAGACCAAGAAGGUAGGGGAAGUGUCUGAGGUACCAAAUGAUCAAGAAAAAGUGAAGAAGGCAGAAGCUCCUCGACGAGCAUCUAAUCCAUUCAUGAAGAAAUUAAUUAAGUAGAUUAAGUUCCUCUUGGUUCCCUAAUUACAAGGAGCUUAGUGUUUGAGCAGCAUUAGUAGUAAAGUAAAUACGACCCAGGUAUCUAUUUGUCUCAAUAUUGGGCCUGAACCUUGUUAUGGGCUAAAGAAGCAAAUUAAAGUAUCCGGUCCACGGCCCAAGCAAAUUUGCUUGUUUCCGACAUGUCUUUCUCCAUAGGAAAAAUAGGUUCCAAGUAAAAGAAUAUAUAAUUGGAGUAA
This is a messenger RNA of Pyrus x bretschneideri (Chinese white pear), 3242 nucleotides long. RefSeq names its product protein ENHANCER OF LHP1 1. Gene Ontology annotation, molecular function: chromatin binding; protein binding. Gene Ontology annotation, cellular component: nuclear replication fork. The record is from RefSeq and is a predicted model, not a curated record. Gene Ontology annotation, biological process: DNA-templated DNA replication; mitotic cell cycle; DNA repair. Lineage: Eukaryota; Viridiplantae; Streptophyta; Magnoliopsida; Rosales; Rosaceae.